AUGCAUGAUAGAACUGAAAAAUACUAUAAUCCAGAAGAUCAGCAUACUUUGUAGUUAAAAGGCCCAAUAGCUGUUGCUGUGACAGUAAUUGAAAAAAAAUGAGAUUGUGACAGCCUCUUAGAAUUAUAUGCAGAUGAGAAGGGCAAAAAUUGCUCUGAGAGUAUAGCCGUCAACGGUGCUUUCCGACCCAGUAGGAAACUGCAUAACCAGAAUCUGAAUGAACCAGAUGUUGCUAAUUAAUAAUUUGAGGCAUUCCUAUACAAUUCACAAUAUGUGAAGUUAAACGUAGCAUCUGUUAUGGGUUGCCAGUUGUUUGAUAAUGUCUAUAGUAACAGCCAUGUUUUGGAGCACCCAUGGAUAACACAUAUGGUAGGGUAAAUUCAUUUUAUGGGGCAGUUACAAACCUUGCAAGCCAGAGUGAUUGUCAGCAUAAUUACAUUGGCUAAAACAUGUACUGUAAUGGAUGAUUGCCAUAGUACCUUGAUUGGUUUUCCCCAACUGGACUUUAAUUAUUUAAAUAGUAGAUAGAAGCAGGUCCUGUCUGGGGUUACCAAAUCAACUUGGCAUCAAGUUCCUGAUUCUUUUCAAGCCACAUAUGUCAGAGGAUGUUCUGAUUUAUUUCUUUUGCUGAAAAAUCCACACAGGAGCUGAGCCAUAAGGAAACAAGAGGUACCCUGAUUCAUUCACUGAUUGGAAGAAUAAGAAAUUGGACUUUAAGGGACACUGAAGAAAAAUUAGUCUUUAAUAUUGCCAUCUCUGGAAACUGAACUGCUACUACAGCACUGUAUAACAUCAAAGUAUUCAGAAACAGCCAGGAUAGUUUUUUUAAAAAAAUAUCAAACUAGUGCUGAGAAAAGCAGCACUCUUUUCCUUUGAAAAUCUCAGAUCUUUUCCUUACAAAGGAUAGGAAGGCUAUGCUCAUGUAAUACAUUAAGAUGUUAAGGGACAAAUUGUCAGUGGUCAUGAGGGUAACUUAGGAGAGUUUCUUAUUGCUCAGGGCAGUAGGGAGAAAAAUAAUGAUUUUUUUUUUUAGUUUUAAAAGAAGCUCACAGGCAAAAAGGAAGGCAGGGCUGGUAUUGGCUAGACAGAAUACAGUAUAAUCUAUAUUAAAAAAGGAUAUUUAAGUGGACCCAGGUUCCCUAACUGAAACUUCUCCUAGUCUAACUUGAAAACACCUCUGUUCCUUUUUAAAAGGGAGACCAUUUGAAUUCAACCCAUAUUAAAAACAGCAACAAAUGCUGAACUAAAACUAUCAGUUGAAUUAAAACAUACAAUAAUAGAAUUACACAGUGCUCCUGAUUCAAUUCAAAAGAGAGGCUUUGGAGCAUAGACACAGCACUAGUCUAUGACUCCUUAAAGCAGGAUUUCCUGCAUUGUGUGGCUGCAGGAGAAACUUCCAGGUAACUGCUUUAAUGAGUCAUGGAGAGGUGAUAAAUCUGUAUUCCUGCCUUUUUCAGAGCAUCUCUUCUAAAUAACUGCAGAAUCUUAAGCCUAAUGUUCAUGAUGUUAUCAAUAUCAUCAAAAUAUGUUCAGUAACAACUGGAGAGGAACAAGAGGAGAAGGAGGCUGCACUACUAAUAAUGGGGACAGGGCUGCAAAACUACCCUCAAAAUUAUGUAUUUAUUACAUUUUUAAAUGAUGUGUCAUUUACUUCUCAGUUUGAAAAAUUAGAUGUGUUGUGAAAGUAAUCAUUUUUUCAAAAAGCCAAAUAUUAACUUUGUAGGAAGCUUAGUGACAGCAGCAGUCUUGACGGAGUAGCACACUUGAAGCUUCUCUUUGGAUCUGUGCAUGCAACAUAACACAGUAGAUCACAUUCAGUGGCUGUAUUUUGCUGAAUAUGCUUUAACACAAGGAGAAAAAAAGACUUGCUCCAUUUAAUGGCAUCAGUAGCCAAUGAAUAUCUUGCACAAUGCUGUCUGGUCUGGUUCAUAUAUAAUAAAUCAGAAUUUGUAAACAUUAAUUGUGGUUUGCUGAACAAGCCAUAAUUGUCUGGUUUGUACAUAAUGUUAAGCCAUACUGGGUACAACCACACAUCACACUAAGCAAAAAAAUCACAUUAUGGCUUUUCUGCUAUGUGUAAACCAAGCCAUUGAAUUAGUCUGAGUAGAGCAAUAGGAAUAGUCUUUUUCAGAAAUGUAGAAACAGACCUUGAACAGCAGCCAUACCUCAGAUUCAGAAAUGCCCUUUUCUUAGAUUUUUCUAGUAUUUUCUCAAAAUAUAGCAAUGCUAGAGUUAAGCCUAUUUAUUCUUACCUAAUGUUACCUACUGUAGAGGCUAGGAAACACACUACAGUACCUAGAUUUUCUGAUAUGUCAUCUGUGAGAAUGUGGCCCAACUGUAAUUCACAUGUUUGACAGGAAAGGUAAUUUUGUCUAUUUAAUAGCAUAACAGCAUUACUGUUUUGUAUUAAGUUGUGAUUUAUUAUUCUGAGGGGAAUUUUUGUUUCUACAAUAUUUUGUACAUGUUUGAAACUGUUUUUGGAAGAAACUGUAAUCUUUGUAAUAUAUGAUCAAUAAUAAGUCAGAUAUUUUAUGAUUCCAGUAGUAAUCUUCAAGGACUUUUCAGAGCAUGGAUGGAUGAAUCGUAAAACUGCUAUUCAGGGACUACAAGAUGAUACAUUUCUUAAACAGAUGACAAUGAAUUUUUGCAACUCUGUAUAGAAUUGAUUUAAUUAUAUUUAUAAAGCUGUGGGGGGAGCUUUUCAGCCUUGUGAUGAUAAACUGCAGCUUAUUUUGCUCUAAAUACAUAAUGGGCUGGGUUGUUUUUAUAAGGUCAAUAGAAUUUUAUAAUUUAUGGAGGCAACAGUUGCAUGUGGAUUUUUGAUUAAGGACUAAUGUACAUUUAUGACUUUUGAUGUGAGCUUUCACUUUUUUCUUGUUCAUUUUAGAAGAACUGAAAAGGAAAGACCAAGAAAAGCUGCAGAUCUCUAUUUAGUCAUCUUUUAUAACAAUGUUGUCUAGUAUUCAAGCUGUAGAAAAUAAAACAGGAGCUGCCCUGCACCUGCUCUCUUGCCUAACAACAGGUCUGUGGGAUCUCAGAUUUCUCUAGGCCCACCUAACUGAAGAUGCCGUGGCUAGGAGCUUUUAUUUGCAAAGUGCAUCUGUUAUUACACAGCUCUGAUCCACACAACUUAAAGAUACAUGAGAACAACUAGGAGCAAAAAGAGAGAUAAAACCAAAAUAAAACAGAUGUCCUUUUCCCCUUCGUGAACCCCACCCUUCUCCAAUUUGUUGCUAUGCAAUGUGUUGGACUAUAAGCCCAUCACCUUUACCUGGUAAGGAGACUGCCAGCUUGUGGAAAGCUGAGAAAUAACCACUGAAUCUCCAUUCUAUGGAAUAUACAGAAAUACUCCUCUGGGUACAAGAGUUAACAUACAUUUACUAGAAAUCUAUUUUCUAACAUAUCUUUAGAUCAAUUGAAUGAUAAAGGAUACUGGAAUGUGUACACCAUUAUUAAUUGUUCAUGGUGGCCAACCACCUGGGAACACUUGAGAUGAAAAUAUUGAGAAACCCCCAUUACAGCAGUUUCUAUCCAAACCCACAAUGGUUUUGUAUUUUAUUUUCAAGUACAAGAAAACCAAACAAAGGCAGAUUAGACCAGACUCUGAUGAGUGGUAGCUCUCUAGUGCAGGGGCGGACAACCUGCAGCUGUCCAAAUGCACAACCAUGGCUUGCAGCAGCCCUGGGCAGCGUCGUCUCCUGAGAGAAGAGCUGGGAGCGGCAACUCAGCAACAUCGGAGCGAAGGACUGCAGCUCGCCCUUGCUAGUCUUGAUUUCAGAGAGCGAUGAGCCAUUAAAACCUCUGGUAACCCAGAGAGCGAUAAAAGUCCAAGGUUUUUCUCGUUUAUGCUCUUUUAUAUCCAGUAAAACAAUCACAUCCUCUGAAUAAAAAACGGGAAAGGAAGAGCCACGUGCUUUAAAAUCUAAAGGGUUUUACGAGAGCGCUACCCACUCAGCUUGCCCGGCCAUAAUCGCCACGACAGACAAUUAGCGGAUGGUGUGAGCUGUAGUGCUUGAGGUCGGGGAGGUUCUUAGCUUUCACGAAGCUAUUCGUAAGUCUCUCUUAGUUUCACCUAAACUCGCUUUUCGCUACAGCAGGCGUGGAACCAGUAAAGCUGGUCUCCUUCCCUCUACCGCGGCAGGUGUGUUUUGGCAGGGAGCGCCGAGCGAGAAUACCCAGGAAAGCGCCAGGGGGCGCCCGAGCUCCCCUACCAAGCCUAAGGCAGGGGCAUUCUUUCAGGCGCGCGCGCAGUCCCCUUCCUCUGCGUCUCUACUGCGCAGGCGUGCUUCGGCUCCCUUCCCUGCCACCUCGCCUUCUGUUGCUGGGGCGCCGCCGGUCAGUCUUCCGUUUCGUUCCUCUCGGCCUCGGCGGACCUCUUUCGCCGCCAUGGUGCUCGACUUGGACCUUUUCCGCGCCGACAAAGGCGGCGACCCCGAGCUCGUGCGAGAGACGCAGCUGAAGCGGUUCAAGGACCCGGCUCUCGUGGACGCGCUGGUGGCCGCCGACGGGGCCUGGCGGAGAUGCAGAUUCCGUGCAGACAACCUGAACAAACUGAAGAACCUGUGCAGCAAAACCAUAGGAGAAAAAAUGAAGAAGAAAGAACCUGUGGGUAAUAGUGACCAGAUACCAGAUAAUGCACAAAAUCUUGAUGAACUCACAGCAGACAUCUUAACAAGCCUUCAAGUCAGCCAAAUCAAGAAAAUCCGUCUCCUGAUUGAUGAAGCAAUCCUGAAAUGUGAUGAAGAACGCUUAAAACUGGAAGCAGAGCGCUUUGAAAACCUCAGAGAAAUUGGAAAUCUUCUUCACCCCUCUGUGCCAAUCAGCAAUGAUGAGGAUGUAGAUAAUAAAGAAGAGAGAGUAUGGGGAGACUGCACUGUAAGGAAGAAGUAUUCUCACGUCGACCUUGUUGUCAUGGUGGAUGGCUAUGAGGGAGAAAAAGGAGCUGUUGUAGCUGGAAGUAGAGGAUACUUCCUUAAGGGACCUUUGGUUUUUCUAGAGCAAGCCCUCAUUCAGUACGCCCUGCAGACACUGCUCAUCAAGGGAUAUACCCCUGUUUAUACCCCCUUCUUCAUGAGAAAAGAAGUGAUGCAGGAAGUAGCCCAGCUAAGUCAGUUUGAUGAAGAGCUCUACAAGGUCCUGGGAAAAAGCAGUGAAAAGAACGAUGACAAUACCAUUGAUGAAAAGUAUCUGAUUGCUACAUCUGAACAGCCAAUUGCAGCAUUGCACAGGGAUGAAUGGCUGAAGCCAGAAGAUCUGCCCAUCAAAUAUGCUGGGCUGUCUACUUGCUUCCGCCAGGAAGUUGGUUCUCAUGGUCGUGAUACUAGAGGCAUUUUCCGGGUACAUCAGUUUGAAAAGAUUGAACAGUUUGUCUAUGCAUCACCUCAUGAUAAUAAAUCUUGGGAGAUGUUUGAUGAGAUGAUUUCCACCGCUGAAGAGUUCUAUCAGUCUCUGGGCAUCCCUUAUCACAUUGUGAAUAUUGUCUCAGGUUCCUUAAAUCAUGCUGCCAGUAAAAAACUGGAUCUGGAAGCAUGGUUCCCAGGUUCUGGAGCUUUCCGUGAGCUUGUUUCUUGUUCAAACUGCACUGACUACCAAGCACGUCGGUUACGGAUCCGCUAUGGCCAGACCAAAAAGAUGAUGGAUAAAGUGGAAUUUGUACAUAUGCUUAAUGCUACCAUGUGUGCUACAACACGCACUAUAUGUGCUAUCCUGGAGAAUUACCAGACAGAGGAAGGAAUCAUUAUACCAGACAAAUUAAAGAACUUCAUGCCACCAGGUCUAAAGGAAAUGAUAAAAUUUGUGAAACCUGCACCUAUCGAUCAAGAAUUUUCUAAGAAGCAAAAGAAACAGCAUGAAGGAGGCAAAAAGAAAUCAGCUGGUGGAGACUGUGCUCUGGAAGGGAAGAUGCAAAGCAUGGAUGUGAACAGUCCCUGACAGAACUUGAGCUGCUCUCAAUGAGUUGCACUGUGGAGUUCUUAAAGCUGAGGUGGGUGGGGGGGUUCUUGGGAUUAGCUGCUGCUUUUUGUCUCAUCUUUCCUAUGCCAUGAACAUGUUACUUUUUCUGUGUCAGCUUUUACCCUCCAGCACAGGAAGAUGAUACUUCUCACAGUGACUAUAAGUGCAUUUGCCUGCACUGUGAAAGUAGAAAGCAGUACAGAAGCUGUUGAUUUCCCCACCCCCAACCCAUUUUAAAUUAUGUUGAUUAUUUGUGAGAAGAAUUUCUGUCCAAGCCCGGAGUUGCAAAUUCAAGCAGAGGGAACAAAACGCUGUAUAAUGUUCAUUUGCUUUAAAAAAUCUGCAUAUUGGAACAAGAGGUAAAGGCAAAUAUUGAAAGGGGAAAUAAAUAUAGGCACUUGUGUAA
Python bivittatus (Burmese python) is the source of this 6358-nucleotide messenger RNA. RefSeq names its product seryl-tRNA synthetase 1 (gene SARS1). The record is from RefSeq and is a predicted model, not a curated record. Gene Ontology annotation, biological process: seryl-tRNA aminoacylation. Gene Ontology annotation, molecular function: ATP binding; serine-tRNA ligase activity. Lineage: Eukaryota; Metazoa; Chordata; Lepidosauria; Squamata; Pythonidae.